ACCUGAUCGGUAGUGUUGUUGCUGAUGUGAAAAGAUGGCUGCGCACCUUUCGUACGGCAGAGUUAAUUUAAACAUUUUGAGAGAAGCAGCACGGAAAGAGCUUCGGGAGUUUUUGGACAAGUGUGCGGGAAGCAAGGCCAUAGUUUGGGAUGAAUAUCUGACGGGACCUUUUGGACUGAUAGCACAGUACUCUCUACUGAAGGAACAUGAAGUGGAAAAGAUGUUCACCCUCAAGAGUGGCAGGCUGCCCUCUGCUGACGUCAAAAACAUCAUCUUCUUUGUUCGUCCCAGGCUGGAGCUCAUGGACAUCAUCGCCGAGAAUGUUUUCAGUGAGGACAAAAUGCACUCGGCGAGAGACUUCCACAUCUUGUUUGUGCCUCGGCGGAGCAUGCUGUGUGAACAGAGGCUGAAGGAGCAGGGAGUGUUAGCCUCUUUCAUUAACAUUGACGAGUAUAUCUUGGACCUGAUUCCCUAUGAUGGCGACCUGCUCUCCAUGGAGUAUGAAAGUGCUUUUAGGGAGUGCUAUUUAGAAAAUGACCAAACAAGCCUUUACCACACAGCCAAAGGCCUCAUGACUCUACAGGCACUGUAUGGAACCAUCCCACAGAUCUAUGGGAAAGGAGAAUGUGCUCGCCAUGUUGCCAACAUGAUGCUGAGGAUGAAGAGGGAGUUUGCCGGCAUUCAGAAUCAGAUCCUCCCUGUGUUUGAUACUCUUCUCCUCCUGGACCGUAAUGUCGACUUGCUCACCCCCCUGGCAACACAGCUCACCUACGAGGGUCUUAUUGACGAGAUCUAUGGAAUCACUAACGGUUAUGUCAAGUUGCCUCCUGAGAAGUUUGCACAGAAGAAACAGGGUGAGGGGAGUAAAGAUUUGCCAACAGAGCCCAAAAAGCUACAGCUUAACUCAGCAGAGGAACUGUAUGCAGAAAUUCGGGACAAAAAUUUCAACGCUGUAGGGGCAGCACUUAGCAAGAAGGCCAAAAUAAUUUCUGCUGCGUUUGAGGAGCGCCAUAAUGCCAAAACGGUGGGAGAAAUAAAGCAGUUUGUAUCUCAGCUGCCUCACAUGCAGGCAGCAAGAAGCUCGCUGGCUAACCACACAUCUAUAGCAGAGCUGAUCAAGGACAUCACCACAUCUGAGGCCUUUUUUGAUAACCUAACAGUGGAGCAGGAGUUCAUGACAGGAGUUGACACUGACAAGGUUAACACGUAUAUAGAAGAUUGCAUUGCCCAGAAAGAUCCGCUGAUCAAGAUUCUGCGUCUGGUGUGUAUGCAGUCAGUCUGUAACAAUGGCCUCAAGCAGAAAGUGUUUGACUACUACAAGAGGGAGAUUCUUCAAACUUAUGGCUAUGAACACAUGCUAACGUUGAACAACCUGGAGAAGGGGGGUCUCUUGAAGCCACAGAGCAGCUCAAGGAACAACUACCCCACUAUCAGAAAAACCCUUAAACUGUGGAUGGAGGACGCCAAUGAACAGAACCCAAACGACAUCUCCUAUGUGUACAGUGGCUACGCACCACUGAGCAUUAGACUGACCCAGGUCUUGGCCAGACCAGGUUGGCGCAGCAUUGAAGAGGUGCUGAAGAUGCUCCCUGGCCCGCACUUUGAGGAGAGACAACAGCUACCAGCUGGGCUUCAUAAGAAACGCCAGCAGGGGGAGAAUCGCACAACCCUGGUGUUCUUCCUGGGAGGGGUGUCGUAUGCAGAAAUCGCAGCUCUUCGCUUCCUCUCUCAAAUGGAAGACAGCGGAAUGGAGUACAUUAUAGCCACCACAAAACUCCUAAACGGCACAACUUGGAUCAAAUCCCUCAUGGACCGACCUGAAUCCCAGACCCCCUGAGUCUCGUGCAUGCACACCUGGACACAUCAAACACGCCAUCCAUCUGAAAACCUCAGCUGCUGUUUUUAUGUUUGUGUCAGUGCACUGCAGGUGUUACACUGAUGUUUGAACCUGUUCAAAAAAAACAUCAUGCUCUUUAAGGUGACCAGUGGAGCUUUCUUGUAAACCAACUUAGUAAUGUUUACAGUCUGUGUUACAGACCAAAUUGUAAUCUGUAUUUCCUUGUGGCAUUACAAACAUGUCAAAAGCUUCUCUUUCUUUACAACAUUAGCAAUGUUUAUCAACCUAUGAAUUUUCAAUCUUGCAGGCCUUUCUCUUUGUUUUCUUGCUUCCCUUUGCUGGUGCUUUCAUAUGCUUAAUAUACACUAUUCAAUAACAGCAGGUUGGUGUACUUUACCUUAGUCACACAAUGGUACUGUUUUUCUGACAUCAUGCUCAUGGUAGGAAACUCGGAACGGAUGAAGAGUAAAAGGAUGUUGUACUGCUUUGUUCCGUAUUGCACUUCCUUAUACACAUACAUUCAGACAAAUAGUUGUCACUUCAUUCACCUCUGGAUUGAUCAACAAAGAGAUAAUAUUAGUGACAAUCUUUGGGCCAUAUUUUAAACAUACUUUAUAAGCCAUUAGUUAUCAUGACAAAACUGCAAUCAUUAGCAUUGAGAAACCCUCCAGCUAACAGUACUUCCUUUUUGUAUUCGUAUUCCUUUUUAUUUCAUGUAUUACUAUAAAACAGUUAUGUAUGCUCGGAAGUGGCUCAAUGCUUAUGUUAGCUGUUUCAUAAUAGUAUGGGGUUAUAAAUUGUUUUACCUUUAAAUAUUGACUAAUGUCCCUCCAUAUUUAUCUAUACACUGUCUUUUAAGUUGCUCAUCAAUUGACACUUAAGAUUCCCCGCACUAAUAUGAUUCCUAACUUGGAACAUCAGUAUGUCAUUUUCAUUUGUUAAUAAAGUUUCCUGUAAUGAGCGUGACUUCAGAGAAAAAUAGUUGCCUUAAGAAUAUGGUGAUUAGAGUAUCACGUAGCCUGCGGCCUUAUAUUAUUCACGUGCAUGAUACAGACAAAACGUUGCUCCAUAGCACUUCUAGUGGUCACAGACUCUCCAGGGCACCUUUAAUUUGUUUCCAGUCUGACAUUUGCUACCCAGGUAAUAUAACACAAAGUUAUUUGAGCUUCAUGCAUUUGGCUCCGGGCUACACGUGCAUCACUGAGGUCAUGAAUCUGCUGUGGGGUUGUUGUACAUGUGUAUUUAUGAUUCAAAUCUCUGGAAAGUUUGUGGUUUGUCACGUAAGACAUGAUUAAAUAUGAUUGAAGGUUUUGUUGGCAAUUUGUUUGGCUUCACUGACGUAAAAAAAUAAAGUCCAAACUAAUGUCAAA
Molecule: messenger RNA, 3207 nt
Organism: Labrus bergylta (ballan wrasse)
Lineage: Eukaryota; Metazoa; Chordata; Actinopteri; Labriformes; Labridae
Gene: vps33a
Product: VPS33A core subunit of CORVET and HOPS complexes
Biological process (GO): vesicle-mediated transport; intracellular protein transport
Cellular component (GO): lysosome; CORVET complex
Source: RefSeq, a predicted model, not a curated record